Molecule: messenger RNA, 417 nt
Organism: Auxenochlorella protothecoides
Lineage: Eukaryota; Viridiplantae; Chlorophyta; Trebouxiophyceae; Chlorellales; Chlorellaceae
Product: Glutaredoxin-C4
Exons: 3
Coding region: 1-417 (138 amino acids)
Biological process (GO): cellular response to oxidative stress
Cellular component (GO): cytoplasm
Molecular function (GO): glutathione disulfide oxidoreductase activity
Source: RefSeq, a predicted model, not a curated record
AUGAGAAUUCUGUACGUCACGAUCCUCGCCGCAGUCAGUGUAUACCUCUUUGUAUCCCUCCGGUCCCUGGGCAGCACACCAACUCCUCCCAAGAUGGCGACCCCCGCCGAGUUUGUGAAGCAGACCAUCUCGGAGACACGAGUGGUGGUUUUCAGCAAGACCUUCUGCCCAUACUGCAAGAAGGCCAAGGCUGCGCUGGCCAGCGUGGGGCUGAAGGGCGACGCUCUGAAGGUGAUCGAGCUGGACACCCGGGAGGAUGGCAACGCAAUCCAGGACGCUCUCCUGGAGCUCACCGGUGGCCGCAGCGUGCCCCGCGUAUUCAUCGACGGCGACUUCUUCGGGGGUGGCGACGACACCGAUGCCGCCGCAAAGAGCGGGAAGCUGGCCGAGCUGCUCCGGUCCAAGGGCAUCCUCUGA